Molecule: messenger RNA, 2564 nt
Organism: Apis florea (little honeybee)
Lineage: Eukaryota; Metazoa; Arthropoda; Insecta; Hymenoptera; Apidae
Gene: Grip91
Product: gamma-tubulin complex component 3
Biological process (GO): microtubule nucleation; meiotic cell cycle; spindle assembly
Cellular component (GO): gamma-tubulin complex; microtubule organizing center; spindle pole
Molecular function (GO): microtubule minus-end binding; gamma-tubulin binding
Source: RefSeq, a predicted model, not a curated record
AUGAUGGAGGCUGAAACUGUUGGUAAUCUCGUCCAAAAAAUGAUUAUUUCGCUUUGUGGAGAACAAAAACCAGAAAUAAUAAGAAAAUGGAUGCGUUUCUCUCUUGGAUUAUUAUCAUCAACUCAAGGAAUAGAAACAUUACAAGAGGAUGAAAUUAGUAUAGGAAAUCAAAUAAGAGAAAAAUUGUCAAUAUGUGAUGCAACACAGUUUGACAAAUUAUAUAAUGAAUUAAAAUCUGGGCCAUUAAAGAACAGGACACAAAUUCUGAUAUUCUUGUUAAACAUGUGUAAUUCAGCAGAACAAUUAAGGGGUAGAGUCUUUUCAGCACCUGAAUUAAAAUUAGGUUUAUCUUCAUCAUCUGCAUCCACUAGUGGACAAUCAUCUGAAAUUUCUGCAUCACCACAAAUUGUGUCCAUAAAUAGUGCAAACAAGAAUACAAGAGACUAUUUAACAAGUUCUAAUAAAAUAUAUGGAGAAGAAUAUAUUUCAGAAGAUGUAUUGAUUCAAGACCUUAUAUAUUCUUUCUUAGGUAUAGAAGGAAAAAUAUUAAAAUUAGAUUCUAAUUAUGGCUUCCAAAUAGAUCCAAUUAUUAGCAUUGAUAGACCACGAAAGCAAGCAACAUUGAGAUUAAGUGAACUUGGAUAUUUACAUAAUAUAAUACAAAAAGGUUUAGAAAGAAUGUCAGUUGCUUCAAGUGGUCAAGUAGCUGAUAGUUUUGUUGCAGCAUUACAUUCUGAAUUGUCUGAAUACUAUAGGGUUAUUGCCCUCAUUCAAGAAGAAGUAAACAGAGCUCAGUCUGAAUCAGGAUUAUACAGAGUUACAUUAUCCCAUUUACAUCUUUGGGUAUAUGAUCCUUUAGUUUUAAAAUGGCUAGCAAGUAUAGUAAAAGCUUGCCAAGGACAAAAAGGUGGUGCAUUAGCUUCUGCAGUGUAUGAAUUUAGUAAUCAUGGUGAUACUAAUGUGAAAAAAUUAGUUAAAAGGAUUUUACAAAGUGUUUGCAAUCCAUUGUAUAAUAUGUUGAUAAGAUGGAUGGCAGAUGGUGAAUUAGAUGAUCCAUAUAGAGAAUUUUUCAUUGAAGCUUGUGCUGAUAUUACUGGAGAUAGAAUGUGGCAUGAGAAAUAUCAAGUUCGCAACAAUAUGUUACCAUCUUUUAUUACAAAAAUACAAGCUAAAAAAAUUUUAGGAACGGGAAAAAGUAUUAAUUUUCUGCGUGAAGUAUGUAAAGAUUUUACUCCAUGGCAAGGAAAACAUACAAAAAUGUUUGAAAAUUUUAGUGAAGAAUAUAAAGUUGAUGUUCUUUUUGACAUGGAUCCUGAUGGUCGAUUACAAACUAUGAUGGAUACAGCUUAUAAAGAAACUUCAACCAGAGUAGUGGAAAUUUUAACAAAACAGUAUCAUCUUAUGGAACAUUUACAUGCAAUUAAAGGUUAUCUAUUAUUAGGAGAAGGAAAUUUCAUUCAAUAUCUUAUGCAUUUAUUAGAACCAGAAUUAGAUAAACCAGCAAGUUCUGUAUAUCCACACAACAUAUCUUCAAUUUUGGAAACAGGAAUAAGAGCAACUGUUACAAAGAUAGAUGAUUCAGAUACACAUAAACGUCUUGAUGUAAGAUUAUUAGCACCUUCAGAAAAUGAAAGAGGAUGGGAUGUUUUUAUUCUCGAUUACAAUGUGGGAGGUCCUAUUGGAACAAUUCUAGAGCCUUGUAGACAAAUCUAUCAAACUGUAUUUUUUGCUUUAUGGAGAGCGAAACGAAUGGAAUCUAUAUUAUCUGCGAUUUGGAAACGUCAAAUAACUUCAGCAAAAAUGUUUCGUAAAAUGCCCGAAGUAUUACCUAUUCAAACUCAUAUUCAUUUAAUUACAAGUAGUAUGGUACAUUUGGUUCAUCAAAUGCAAUAUUUUUUCCUAUUUGAGGUAAUUGAAUGUUCUUGGGAUGCUUUUGCAAAACAAUUGGCACAAGCAACAUCUUUGGAUGAUAUAAUUACAGCACAUACUCAUUUUAUAGAUACCGUAAGACGUGGUACCUUGCUAGAUGAGAAAUCACAAGAACUUAUGGAUCAUUUACGUUCUGUAUAUGGUCCAAUUUUAGACUUGCAGAACCUAGAAGAAACAUUUCUUGCGCGUGCGACACAUGAAUAUGAAGCACGAUUAAAAGAUAAUAAAUUAUUAAAUACAACUGUUGUAAUGUCAAGUCAUUUAGAUCAAACUAUGGAUGCAGAAAUCGCCAAACGUCAAGCCACAUUUUCGAAAUAUUUAAAUACACUUUCAAUUCAACUCAGAUUGCUUUCAAGAACAUAUCAGGAUAGAGUAAAAAAGUUUCUUAUAAUGCUUGCUUCGGCGGAAGAUGUGUCUUUACAAUUAUUAAGCGUACGAUUAGAUUUUAAUGAAUAUUAUAAAAGUAAAGAUAAUCGUCUUGUUGUGCCAUUAACUUAUUUGCAUCGAAGACAAAGUGAUCAAAGUUAUCUUAGUUGUAAAUGAUAAAUAUAAGAAUCAUUUUUUUUAUUAUUAAUUAGAUAUAAAUAUGAUUUUUUGAACAUGUUAUUUUUUUUAAUAAAAAUUUUUCAAAGAAA